Puccinia triticina is the source of this 1263-nucleotide messenger RNA. RefSeq lists its product as uncharacterized. The transcript is spliced from 6 exons. The record is from RefSeq and is a predicted model, not a curated record. The coding region runs from base 1 to 1263 and encodes 420 amino acids. NCBI's taxonomy places the organism in Eukaryota, Fungi, Basidiomycota, Pucciniomycetes, Pucciniales, Pucciniaceae.
AUGGUCCUCACUCAACAACAACCUCAAAAUUCAGCUACCCGCGCCAACACCAAUCUAUACAUCAAUCCAAACAUUGACUCCUACACAGUUGACACCGAUGGCCUCAUCUUUUCCGGUCUCGCGGCUACAGAUACCAACCACGUGAAUUCCCCUGAGGAGAACGGUGCCAACAUUAGCUCCGAUAUCCACAUUCAAGACCCGAUUGUCGAUGCUAGUCCUGAAAAACGCCUUGAAAUCCUGCCAGAAGACAUCAUGGAGGAAAUUGUUGGAAUGGACCUCGAUGCUUUACGCAAACAAGAAGCACUUCACGCGAAGAUCAAGCGACUCCCAGCAUACCUCAAGCCAGACCUGGAUAGUCUGUACAAUGAGUUCAAAUGUCAACUGCUCAUUUUUGCAAUCAAAAAUCAAAUCCACGCGUCAUUGUUUUACGUCUACCUUGGGCAGCUCAAUCAAAUGCGUGGGCCAACCAGUUACAACAACUUCUGCUGUUUUGAUACCUUGGCAAGAGAAAUAUUUGCUCAAAAGAUUCUCCCCCUGAAAGAAAGGUGCAAGAAUGUUGGAAAACUGUGGAAGACAUUUGACGACGAGAUAAAAGCAAAGUACAAAGAUCCGGACUACCUUGAAACUAUUCGUGGCGAUAUGAACGAGCUUUCUGGUUGCCAUAAAAUCCAAGGAUUCAUGGUCAUCGCAUCGGGCCGCUCGUCUGGCGACCUGUUCAUCCAAGGUGGCACAAAGCUUGGGCAAGAAUACCUUGACAUGCUUAGGCAGGGUGGGGAUCCAGUCGGAAAGUUCCAUACAUUGGCUGCUGGGAUGGCAGUCCGCAAAGAAAUCUUAAUUGGAACUCUAACAAGGACUGAUGUUGAAGAAACUGAUAAAACCCCAAGCAGCCAAUCCCAACUCAACUUGCAAGCCAACCUCGGUGCAGGUAAAGAUUCCUGUGACGCAGGCAAAAAAAAGUAUGCUCAAUAUUGCCAAGGCACCCUCAAGAAAAAUAAAAAAGAGAUAAGCGUUCAAAUGCUGGACCUCCUCAAUGCAGCGGGUGGCAAACACUUUUCUGCAUGGCCCGGAAAGAACGCUAUCAGUACCCUGCGUGAUGCCAAGAUUCAGAUGAAGAUCAAACGAAAUAGCGAGGACUUUCAUGCUAACAAGGCUCUUACCGAAGGAUGGAUUUCUCUGAAAUACAGAGGUGGAGACAGUGAACUCAGUGACCUUGAUGAUCGUGAAUCCAACACCAAUCAGAAGGAUGUUGAUGAUGGAAAUUGA